GCCGGGCUCGCGCGCAGCCGGCUCGGCCCCCGCCCCGCAGCGCCGAGCCCCCGGCGAGUGUGCCGCCCGUGCCGUCCUCCGCCCGCCGCGUCCUCCGGGCAUGGAAGGAGGCUGCAAGCCCAACUCGUCGUCCAGCAGCCGGGACGAUGGCAACAGCGUCUUCCCCGCCAAGCCGCCCGCGACGGGCGCGGGGUCGACCGGGGCCGAGAAGGGGCUGGGCAGCCCGCCGGGGGGCGGCGGGGCGGGCGCCAAGGAGCUGGGCAACUCCGUGUGCUUCAAGGUGGACGGCGGCGGCGAUGAGCCGGCCGGGGGCCUGGAGGACGCCGAGGGACCCCGGCGGCAGUACGGCUUCAUGCAGAGGCAGUUCACCUCCAUGCUGCAGCCCGGCGUCAACAAAUUCUCCCUCCGCAUGUUUGGGAGCCAGAAGGCGGUGGAGAAGGAGCAGGAAAGGGUUAAAACUGCAGGCUUCUGGAUUAUCCACCCCUACAGCGAUUUCAGGUUUUAUUGGGAUUUAAUAAUGCUUAUAAUGAUGGUUGGCAAUCUGGUCAUCAUACCCGUUGGAAUCACGUUCUUCACAGAACAAACAACAACACCGUGGAUUAUUUUCAACGUGGCCUCAGAUACAGUUUUCCUCUUGGACCUGAUUAUGAAUUUUAGGACUGGGACUGUCAAUGAAGACAGCUCGGAAAUUAUCCUGGACCCUAAAGUGAUCAAGAUGAAUUACUUAAAAAGCUGGUUUGUGGUGGACUUCAUCUCAUCAAUCCCAGUGGAUUAUAUCUUUCUCAUUGUAGAAAAGGGAAUGGAUUCAGAAGUUUACAAGACGGCCAGGGCACUUCGCAUCGUGAGGUUUACAAAAAUUCUCAGUCUCUUGCGUUUAUUACGACUUUCAAGAUUAAUUAGAUACAUACAUCAGUGGGAAGAGAUUUUCCACAUGACCUACGACCUGGCCAGCGCGGUGGUGCGCAUCUUCAACCUCAUCGGCAUGAUGCUGCUGCUGUGCCACUGGGACGGCUGCCUGCAGUUCCUGGUGCCGCUGCUACAGGACUUCCCCUCCGACUGCUGGGUGUCGCUCAACAAGAUGGUCAAUGACUCUUGGGGGAAGCAGUACUCCUAUGCGCUCUUCAAGGCCAUGAGCCACAUGCUGUGCAUCGGGUACGGCGCGCAGGCCCCGGUCAGCAUGUCGGACCUGUGGAUCACCAUGCUGAGCAUGAUCGUGGGGGCCACCUGCUACGCCAUGUUUGUGGGCCACGCCACGGCUUUAAUCCAGUCUCUGGAUUCCUCCAGACGGCAGUACCAAGAGAAGUAUAAGCAAGUGGAACAAUACAUGUCAUUCCAUAAGUUGCCAGCUGAUAUGCGUCAGAAGAUUCAUGAUUACUAUGAGCACAGAUACCAAGGGAAGAUCUUUGAUGAGGAAAAUAUUCUCAAUGAACUGAACGAUCCUCUGAGAGAGGAGAUAGUUAACUUCAACUGUCGGAAACUCGUGGCCACGAUGCCUCUGUUUGCUAACGCUGACCCCAAUUUUGUGACUGCCAUGCUGAGCAAGUUGAGAUUCGAGGUGUUUCAACCUGGAGAUUAUAUCAUACGAGAAGGAGCUGUGGGUAAAAAAAUGUACUUCAUCCAGCAUGGUGUUGCUGGAGUCAUCACAAAGUCCAGUAAAGAAAUGAAGCUGACCGACGGCUCGUACUUUGGAGAGAUUUGCCUGCUGACCAAGGGACGCCGCACUGCCAGUGUUCGAGCUGACACAUACUGCCGUCUUUAUUCACUUUCUGUGGACAACUUCAAUGAGGUCCUGGAGGAAUAUCCGAUGAUGAGAAGAGCCUUUGAGACGGUUGCCAUUGACCGACUAGACCGGAUAGGCAAGAAAAAUUCAAUUCUUCUGCAAAAGUUCCAGAAGGAUCUUAACACUGGUGUUUUCAACAACCAGGAGAACGAGAUCCUGAAGCAGAUCGUGAAACACGACCGGGAGAUGGUGCAGGCCAUCGCUCCGAUCAGUUACCCGCAGAUGCCGGCCCCGAACGCCGCCUCCACGGCCACGGCCACGCCCACCUCCCGCGUGAGGACCCAGUCGCCGCCCGUGUACCCCGCCACCGGCCUGUCCCCUAGCAACCUGCACUCCCCCAGCCCCAGCACGCAGACCCCCCAGCCCUCGGCCAUCCUCUCGCCCUGCUCCUACACCACGGCCGUCUGCAGCCCGCCCGUCCAGAGCCCGCUGGCCGCCCGAACUUUCCACUACGCCUCCCCGACGGCGUCGCAGCUGUCCCUGGUGCACCCGCCGCCGCCGGCCCCGCAGCCCCCGCCGCCACCCCCGCAGCAGCCCCCGCAGCCACAGACGCCCAGCGGCAGCUCCACGCCCAAGACCGACGUGCACAAGAGCACGCAGGCCCUGCACAACGCCAGCCUGAGCCGGGAGGUCAGGCCCCUCUCGGCCUCGCAGCCCUCGCUGCCCCACGAGGUGUCCACCCCGAUUUCCAGACCGCACCCCACGGUGGGCGAGUCCCUGGCCUCCAUCCCUCAGCCCGUGCCAGCCGUCCACGGCGGGAGCCUGCAGGCGGGGGGCAGGGGCACUGUCCCCCAGAGGGUGACCCUGUUCCGACAGAUGUCCUCGGGAGCCAUUCCCCCCACCCGAGGAGUCCCUCCUGCACCUCCUCCGCCGGCGGCCCCCCUUCAGAAAGAGCCUUCCUCAGUCUUAAAAACAGACCCAGAGGUGGAAAAGCCACGAUUUUCUUCAAAUUUAUGAUCCCUGCCGAUUGUCAUACAGACUCGAAUGAACCGAGAACAUUCUCAGAUCUUAUUUUAUUCUAUCUCCUGACACAUCCCUAUAGCCUAUUAUGAAGAGAUAUUUUAGACAGCUCUGGCCUACACGCAAAAUGUAAAAUAUAUAUAUAUAUAAAUAUAUAUACAUAUACUAUUAAAUAUAUAUCUAAAAUCCAAGAGACAUUCAAAGACUUGUUUAGCAUUCAGUGUUAUAUAUGUCUUCCUUGCUUUAAAUCAUUAAAAAAGAUUUAAAAUGUUGUUGUAAGAUUAUUUAUUUUUAACCUGCUUUUCCUAAAUUCCUUUGAUAUAUGUAUUUCUCUAUUUUAGGAAGAGUUCUUGGAUUCGAUGCAAACAAAACCCUGAUUUUAAAAGGCAGCUCAAGUGAGCUACUGAAUGGCACCAAUCAACACCUCCUUCAUUAGCUGUGUCUCUGCAUCUAAAUGGUUAAUCAUUCGUUAUGGAGGGUGAAAUAGCAAAUUCCGUUUUAUAGAUCCAAAUUGUCAUUUGGUGCUUUCCAUUCUGACCUAGGUUAAAGAACAGUUGUAUAUGCUUGGCCACAGUAGGAGAGUAGCAGCCAGUGUUAGGAAUAUCUCUAACCUCAAACAUGUUCAUUGUUCAUUCAGGUAGCGAGGGGAUAUUUCUCUUCCUGUGUUAUUGGACAUUUCCCAGACUCAAUCAAUGUUAGUUGUAAAUAAUCUUUUCAACCCAAAUAAAAAAUAGCUAUUCUGUGCUGAAUGAAGGUCAAAGUCAUCACUUAAGAAUUUAGUUUUAUUGUUUCACUUCAAAAUCUAGAGUUUUAAAUUUUACAAAACCUAAUUGUGACAAUUAUUCAACUGUAAUGCAAUGGCUUGAAACCUACAAUGUUAUUUUAACCUGCAAUGUUUUAUGCAAAAUUGUAUGCUCGAUUCUACAAAUUGCUUGUAUUACACCAAGAGCCAUCACUUUUCUUCCUUCUUGCCAUAAUCAAGCAUUGGAAAAUAUCCCUGCAUGCUUUUUUUGUGGGGGGGAUAGGUUGAAAGCAGUCAUUGUAGGGAAAGGCUUACAGCAUUUCUCAUUUCUAGAAAUAUAUGCCAAUUUUAUUAAUUGCCUAUCUUAAAAUUCCUGUAAGUUUGACUCGGAUGGAACUCUAUCUUAAGACUAGAAGUGAGGUUUUUACUUUCUUUUAAUAUGAGUACUAUUAUUGUUAUUAUUUAAAUAAUGACUUGUAAAUCACAGCUUGAUUUGGAGUUGCCCGUGUGUUCUGUCUUCACUGUAGUUGGCAGUUUACGGUGGUGUUGAUUUAAAGAAAUAAAUGCUCAUAGCAGCAUCAUGUCUGUUGGGAACACACGCUUCGCUCUAUAUAUAUUGUAACUGAGUGGUUAGGAAAUCUUAAGGCAUAUGGUGUUAACAUGGGCCUUGGAGAGGAGGUGUGUUGUUUUAAAAGUGCUGAGAAAAGUCUAGACCUGGUGACGGGAAGCAGGGUGGAACUGAAUGUGAGCAUUGUUUGUGAAUUUGUCUGUUUCCUUAACUCUUUCAAUGAUCCGGGAGCAUCUUCUCCCUCUGCAGGGAGUCCCGUAGUAAUGAUUUGUGCCUAAUGCAUCCCAGGAACGUGGCCGGUGACUGGAACACAAUCGGAGAAUCCCUAAUUACCAACUUCUGUAAAUAACCCAACGUGAGAGAAUGGCCUAGAGUGGAGGUCUUCAGUAUCUUUGACGCUGGUGACACAUUGAAGAACUUAACCAAGAUCCCACCUUAAAUGGGGAGGGCCCCCAGACAGACUUGAAGACAGAAAACAAAACAAAAGAAAAACUCUAAAAUGGAUCCAUGCUGCCUGUCAUGCCUUUUGUGGGAAAAAACAUCUAUAAUACCAAAAUGAGUCAUUGUGUUUAAUUUCGGAGAGAUCGCAGCUCAUGUGGAUCAACAAUGCUAGCCAAUGUAAUGUUAUCGGUACCACGCUGGUCACAGGAAGGCGUGUCGGGAAUGGUGUAAGAAUGGGGUUAUUCAGUCUACCUAGAUCCUAUGGGAAAACUGUAAGACCAUUUACAUAUCAGUACAAAACUCCUUUAUUUUAUUAAAAGAUGGAGAGUUAAUGUCAAUUUAUUAAGAUCAUGUAUUGAUCCUUUAAAUUAUUAAAGGUUUACAUUUGAUAGGACAAAUGGGUUUGGUAGUGAAAUAUUUUUAUACAAUAGAUACAUUUUGGGCUUUUUAUUUCCAGGACUAUUGGGAAACGUGAGCAGGGUUGAAUUUCAUGGUCUUUUAGUGCAACCAAAACAAUUUUUACUCUCUUUGUAACAGAAUGGACAAAAAGCUAAGGUUUGUAUGUUAAACUAACAGUGGUGCAGGGUGAAUUAUUUACAUCUAUGUAUGAAUCUAUAUACUUAGGUGAAGGAAAAAAAUGACUCACAUUCCUGUAACAUAAAAGCCAAUUGCUAGUUGACAAGUGACCUCUUUUCUCUGUACCUAGGUAAGCCCAUGCGUAUGGAGUUUUAAUCUGUACAGAAAGAAAUGUAUUAUUGAAAAGACUGGUCUUUCUGCUGCUGGGGAAAUAGUAGACGAGCUGAUUCUUCCAACAACUGUAUGAUCAGGGACGCGGUAGAGUAUUUCUUUUGUCUUUGCUCAAAGCCAUAC
Myotis myotis is the source of this 5361-nucleotide messenger RNA. RefSeq names its product hyperpolarization activated cyclic nucleotide gated potassium channel 1 (gene HCN1). The transcript has 8 exons. Gene Ontology annotation, biological process: potassium ion transport; transmembrane transport. Lineage: Eukaryota; Metazoa; Chordata; Mammalia; Chiroptera; Vespertilionidae. Bases 101 to 2737 code for a protein of 878 amino acids. Gene Ontology annotation, cellular component: membrane. The record is from RefSeq and is a predicted model, not a curated record. Gene Ontology annotation, molecular function: voltage-gated potassium channel activity.